GCUGUCUCCACUGCGGUAGUAGCGGGCCAAGCAGGCAAGCGAGCAGGCAAGCGGCAGAGGGCGACCCGCCAAUCUCCACUUGUGCCAGUGCGCUUCUCUCUACCCACGUCACCGUAGACGAUAAGGACUUUAUCAAACAAGGACAUAUUCCUCAGCUCCGGUGGUCUCAACGGGAGGACAACUUUUGUCUAUUGUGAUUUAUAUUAUCUUCUUUUUUUUUUGCUUCAUUUCUGAAGACGUGCUUGUUCGAGAGGAUGGUACCGCUCCUCCUCUCCAUCGCCCUGUGCGUGAGCGCUGCUGCCCCGCAGCAUGUGAAAGCAGCAGAUGGUGAGGAACCAACUUCAGCAGGGCCCUGCCACCCAAAUCCUUGCCACAACAGGGGGACAUGUGAGAUCAGUGAGACCUACAGGGGUGACACCUUCAUUGGUUAUGUCUGCAAGUGUCCUCCAGGAUUCAGUGGAGUACACUGCCAACACAAUAUAAAUGAAUGUGAAAGAGAACCAUGCAAGAACGGAGGCGUUUGCACUGAUCUGGUUGCAAACUACUCCUGUGAAUGCCCUGGGGAGUACAUGGGGAGGAACUGUCAACAUAAAUGCUCUGGACCACUGGGCAUGGAAGGCGGCAUAAUCUCCAACCAGCAGAUAACAGCCUCCUCCACCCACCGGGCUCUGUUCGGCUUGCAGAAGUGGUACCCGUACUUUGCACGCCUCAACAGGAAAGGUCUGGUCAAUGCGUGGACUGCAGCUGAAAAUGACAGAUGGCCAUGGAUUCAGAUUAACCUGCAGAGGCGAAUGAGGGUCACAGGCCUUAUUACCCAGGGUGCAAAGCGAAUCGGCAGCCCGGAGUAUGUUAAAUCAUACAAAGUGGCUUACAGUGACGAUGGAAAGACAUGGAGAACAUACAAAGUCAAGGGCAAAGAUGAGGACAUGAUUUUCAGAGGAAAUGUCGAUAACAACGCUCCGUCAGCCAACUCCUUCACCCCUCCUGUUGAAGCCCAGUAUGUGCGCAUUUAUCCCCAAGUGUGCAGAAGGCACUGCACUUUACGCAUGGAACUGCUUGGAUGUGAGCUAACGGGAUGCUCUGAACCAUUAGGGAUGAAGUCGGGCCACGUCCAGGACUACCAGGUCACAGCUUCUUCCAUCUUUAGGACACUCAACAUGGACAUGUUCACCUGGGAACCUGGAAAAGCCCGGUUGGACAAGCAGGGCAAGGUGAAUGCUUGGACAGCAGGACACAGUGACCAGUCACAAUGGCUACAGGUGGACUUGCUGGUACCUACCAAGAUCACAGGUAUAAUCACCCAGGGAGCCAAAGACUUUGGUCACGUGCAGUUUGUUGGCUCAUACAAACUGGCAUACAGUAACGAUGGAGAGCGGUGGAAAGUCUAUCAAGAUGAGAAGCAGAGAAAGGACAAGGUCUUUCAGGGCAACUUUGACAACGACACACACAGAAAGAACGUGAUAGAUCCACCCAUCUACUCUCGUCUCAUCCGGAUCCUUCCUUGGUCGUGGUACGGCAGGAUCACUCUGCGUGCAGAAAUAUUGGGCUGCACUGAGGAAGAGUGAAGUCCUUAACUCACUCCCCGCCG
This is a messenger RNA of Doryrhamphus excisus (bluestripe pipefish), 1588 nucleotides long. Lineage: Eukaryota; Metazoa; Chordata; Actinopteri; Syngnathiformes; Syngnathidae. The record is from RefSeq and is a predicted model, not a curated record.